ACCAGCUUAUUGACAACUUUUGACUUUAUAGAUGAAGACACAGUCCAACAAACAUGUAUCUGUCUGUUCUAGUGCGUUAGGUUGCGUUAGGAGAAACUAACUCAUUCAGCAUGAGUCAAUGUUAACUAACAACUUCUGAAACAAAACAAAAAUGGGAGAUUCGAAGGUAGAAACAAUUUCCCGAUUAGCUCAAUGGAAAAUCGACAACUUUGGUCCAUGUUCUUACAAGAAAUCAGACCCUUUCAAACUUGGUAUUUGGAACUGGUAUUUGUCGAUAGAGAGAAACAGGUAUUUGUAUAUUCAUCUAUUUCCUGAACCUUCGCGUGUUUCUAAGGAACAGCCUCCUAUUGCUCGUUUCAUUCUUCGUGUUUCCAAUACUGCUUCUUCUUCUUCUUCCUCCCGCAAAUUUUACAUUUCUCCUGUUCAUGAAAGGGUGCUUAGAACCUGUGAUGACUUUGUCUGGCCUGUGGAUACUACAUUCCUUGGUCGCUUGAUUAUUGAUGUUGAAUUUCUUGACCUCAAGAUCUAUCCUCUGAAUGGUGGAGAAGCCAGUUCCAUAUGGCCAUCUGAUGGAAAACUGCAUUCUGUUGCAACUCAAAACACUCUCCGAUGCCUCUCUCGUAUGCUUGAUGAAGCUAUACAUGCUGACCUCACCAUUAUAACUGCAGAUGGUACACUUAAGGCUCAUAAAGCAGUUAUGUCCGCAACCUCUCCUGUAUUUCAGGCCUCGUAUCACAACAGCAGCGAAGACAAGGAGUCGUCUACAAUCCACAUAGAAGACAUGUCACAAGAAUCCUGCACGGCCCUUCUGAGAUACAUGUAUGGAACAAUAAAACCCGAAGAUUUCUGGAAGCACAGGCUGGCAUUGCUUGGAGCAGCCAAUAAAUACGACAUCGGUGAUCUCAAAGACGCAUGCGAGGAAAGCCUACUUGAAGAUCUUAACUCGGGAAAUGUUCUCGAGAGGCUUAAUGAGGCUUGGUUGUACCAGCUGCACAAGUUGAAGAAAGGAUGCUUCGCAUUCUUAUUUGAUUUCGGUAAGAUAUAUGAUGUUAGAGAUGAAAUAAAUACGUUUUUUCGUCAUGCAGACAGGGAGCUCAUGCUGGAGAUGUUUCAAGAAGUGCUUACGAUUUGGAAAUAGGUUAUGUCAUUGUACUAUAUAGGCACACUCUUGUAUCUUGUAGUAUGAUAUGGAUUCGUGGGUAUAAUCAUGUUUUUACUUUGUACUUCCUCCGGUCCUAUUUACAAGAGAAAAUUGACUUUUUAGAUACAUUCAAUAAUGUAUGUAUCUAGUCAUGAACCUAAACCAAAUACAUAAAUUAUUUAAUGUAUCUAAAAAGUAAAUUGUCUCUUGUAAAUAGGACCAGAGGGAGUAUUAUAGUACUGGAUUGUAUUAUUCUGUAGAUAGUACUGUUCAGUCUCUCAACAACCUGUCUGUUAAGAUGUCAAAUGUGUUGUUAUUUAGUUAUAUAAGUGGCAAGUUGAUUUUGGUUGGUUUAUA
Molecule: messenger RNA, 1498 nt
Organism: Medicago truncatula (barrel medic)
Lineage: Eukaryota; Viridiplantae; Streptophyta; Magnoliopsida; Fabales; Fabaceae
Product: BTB/POZ domain-containing protein At1g21780
Exons: 4
Coding region: 152-1138 (328 amino acids)
Molecular function (GO): protein binding
Source: RefSeq, a predicted model, not a curated record